UAAUCUUAUUCUGGAAAAGAAAACAUUGUAAUCUUAAUCUGAAUUCAAUAAGUCAAGCCGCACAACUGGGAUUCAUCAGUGCCUCUCUAGCAGCGAGAAUGGAAAGAACUGGACAAAAGCUGAUCUGCAUUGCCAUUGUUAUGCUUUGUGCUUUUUCACCGGCGCACCCAGCAUCAUCAUCAUUACAAUGUGGCAACUAUUACUAUUCCCAGCAAUGCAUAAUCAAUGGUGUAACAAUCGACUCGGAAGAGUCAGACUUUCCUAAAUUUCCUGUUCAUGCUGAUAUUAAUCUUCAAGACGCACACAUUGACUAUCUUUCUCCAGAGGUUUUGCAGGGAAUGAAGUGGGUUAGCCAACUAACCAUCACGAAUGGAGAGGUUUCUAAGAUAUUCCUGAAGAACGAUCUGCAGGAGUUGGUAGCCACAGGCAGUCGGACAGAUGAAUUAAUUAUCGAUGAUGUUGUAAAUGAAGAUUUGGAGCGAUUAACAAUCACCCAAAACCGACUGAAAAAAAUUCCUGAAAACGUUGGAAAUCUAAAAGCUUUAACCGUUCUUACUUUGAACAACAACAAUAUCGAAGUGUUGGAUCUUUACGAGCUUCAUGGAUUGAAAAAGCUUACAACAAUCGAUUUAUCGCAAAAUAGGAUUUACUAUCUUAUCCCUGUUGAUUUAUUCGAGUUGUCUCGCCUUGAGACGUUCAAACUGGACAACAAUUUUUUGACGGAAAUUGAUUUUAAUGCAUGGAACGUGCCGCGCCUGGCAACAUUGAGCAUCAUGUCAAACAGUUUGAAGUACAUUAAAGAUUUCGAAGAAGAGCGUUUUCCAUCCCUUAACACGUACCAAGAUCAGGACAAUUUAUUCGAUUGUCGCUGGCGAGCUGGUUUUAUCUCAACGUUAAAAACAUGGACCAAUCUUCACAACCGAGAAUACUUUCAAACUGACUGCCACAAAAGCGUCCAGCUAAGCUCAGCCGUCUACCGCAUGCUCAACCUCAACGACAUCCGCAACAAUACCAUCGACUUCGAUGACAAAGAAGAGCUGCAAAACCAACUCAACAGUAUGCUGGACACCGAGAAAAAACACUCGCGGCUUAUUGAAUCGCUGACCCAGCUGGUGAAGAAACAAACCGAACAGUUCGAAACGAUGUCCGGAAAGCUUCAGGCUCAACAGACGACCAUCGAUGGGCUUUUGGCGCAAAUCGAAAACUUACAGCAACGUAUGGCGGAAAUGAAACAGCUGAUGCCACCGGCCGGACGAGCCGUUCCCAAAGGAUUACGGGAAAGGAUGAUUCAAGAUAUUGCGGAGGUGAUUCGCAGGAAUUUAGUCGAAAUUGAAGAUUGAGGCUUGGAAGCGGUAUGAUAAGUAUUUCUAAUAAAAGCGAUGCAAGUUUA
Molecule: messenger RNA, 1390 nt
Organism: Aedes albopictus (Asian tiger mosquito)
Lineage: Eukaryota; Metazoa; Arthropoda; Insecta; Diptera; Culicidae
Product: leucine-rich repeat protein soc-2 homolog
Exons: 2
Coding region: 99-1340 (413 amino acids)
Molecular function (GO): protein binding
Source: RefSeq, a predicted model, not a curated record